Messenger RNA from Drosophila erecta, 5925 nucleotides. RefSeq lists its product as uncharacterized. The record is from RefSeq and is a predicted model, not a curated record. Gene Ontology annotation, cellular component: plasma membrane. The transcript is spliced from 10 exons. NCBI's taxonomy places the organism in Eukaryota, Metazoa, Arthropoda, Insecta, Diptera, Drosophilidae. Gene Ontology annotation, molecular function: intracellularly calcium-gated chloride channel activity; volume-sensitive chloride channel activity.
GAAAAAGCAAUCAAGACUGCGGCUCUCUCUUUCUCAGCGGCGGCGGCGUUCUGUGACGUCAGAGGCAGCGACGUCCUUCGCUGGCAGACGCACGCACACACACACACACACUCACACGCACGCACGCUCACUGACAGACACAAUACCAUACUUAGAGAAACUCCCACCAAGAGAACCCUCCCCCUCAACAACAACAACAACAAGAACAACAGCUUCGCCAACAGCAGCAUCAAAUUAAAGAGAGAGCAUUUAUAUUCCUUUGUGGCAACGCGAGUGUACAUGUGUGUGUGUUUCGAGGCUGCCGCACCACUACAAUUGCAACUGCAACUACAACUACAACUACAACUACAACUACAACGGCACUAGCAAUAGCGACACCAACAACAACUAAGCACAACACAACCAUAUAGCAACAAAAAUGGAACAGCCGAGCAUUCUCGUCAAAAUCCUGCACUCGAUUCCGCACGUGAAUUACACAUUCCGUCGGGUUAACGACACCUUCAAUCCGGACAGCGAUGUUUACCUCGAGAGCCUGGUCAUCCUGGCAUCCAUUCCCGCCGGCCUGCUUAUCGGCUCUCUGUUCGGCCUGCUGCUCUACCUGUUGACCAGAUGCUGCGACCGCCGCCAGAGGAAGCCGAGCGCCCAGCGCUGCCAGAGCUGCUCCUUGGUCAUCAUCACGCUGAUGACCUGCGCUGCCAUCGGAUUAGGCUUGUACGGCAACGAUGAUUUCCAUAAUGGACUCCUUCAGGCCUUUGGAUCCGGGAAGAGCGUUGAGGGUCUGGUGUUCACCCUGAAACGACAGACGGAGAGCAUCAAGCACGACCUGGAGACGCGAAUGGCGGGGCACAAGGUGGAGCAGCUGGUGGAGAAGCCGCAGUAUAACCAGACGGUGGUGAUGCUGCUCAUAGAGACGUCGCGCCUGGUCACGGAGAAUACCUCGCGGGCGGUGGCCUCGCUGGACAGCAUGGUGCACUACUUCAUGAAGGCCAAGGGCAGCGAGAACGACACCUCGCUGAUGGGAUUGCUGCAGCUCGGUGAGUUCUACGAAUCCAUACGCUGGCCCGCCACUCUGGCCUUUCUCACUGUGCUCCUGCUGCUCUGUACGGUUCUGGUGAUUGGCGUGGCCCGGCGAUCCCGCUGCACCCUGAUCUUCUUCAGCGUCUCGGGUCUGUUCUGCAUCAUCAUCUGCUGGCUGCUAGCAGGCGUUUAUCUGGCCGCCAGUGUGGCUGCCGGAGAUUUCUGUAUGCGACCCCAUGACUAUAUGUGCCGUCAGGUGGGCAUGCGGAGUCCCUAUGUUGACUUUCUUAACUGCGGCACACCGCGCAAUCGCUUUAUCCUGCGGCUGAACGAAUCCCGGGAUCUGGUGGACCGGGCCAGGGAAAGUGUGGAGCAAAUGCAGCGCAUGAGCCAGGAAACAUAUCCACACAUCGACAUCCAGCGCACGCUGAACGCCAUGGACAACGAUCUGGAGACCACCCUGCGCAACCUGACGACGCUGUCGGCCACUUUGGACCGCCGCGCGAUCGACUUGCACUACGAGGACGCACUCCGCGGACUCUGCGGCGGCGGGCUACUGGGACUCAGUCUGAUGAUGGUGGCUGGUCUGCUGACCUCCUUCCUGCUGACGAUCCUAGUGUACGCCGACUCUCACGCCUGGAUCUAUCUGACCAAGCGGCCAACGCUGGAUGCGGACAAAUCGGAGACAGCGCCACUAUUUCCCGCCUCGAACGCGCCGAGCGCCAGCAUCUCGCCCACAGCUCCGCUGGGAACGGGAACGAUCAACAGGACGCUGCUCCACCACCAGCAGGCGUCGUCGGGCGGCAUGGGCGGCGGUUCGGGUGCCAUGCCGGGAUCUGGAGGCGGCGCAGGGCCUGGAGUAGGCGUCGGCGUCAAUGGACACAAUGGCGUGGGGCCGUAUCGCAACGGAUCGGCGGGCAUGAGACAAGGGUUGGCAUCACCUUCAUCUCAAUCAAGCCACACCUCAUCCACCGCUACUUACAACCACCACAACAACGGCACCACCAGUUACCACAACAGCCACCAACAACACAACAACCACCUGUACAGCAACCACUACAGCCACAGCAACAACCACUACAACAGCACACAGCAUAGAACUAACCCAGCGGCGGGGGCGGUAGCAGCGGCGGUGGGCGUGGCCAACAGUGGCCAGCGAUCGCCGUCGCCGCCGCCUGUCUACGAUUUGGUGCAUGGCACAAGGUCAGGACACCACACCCUAGGACGCCUUCCAUCGCAUCACCAACAGUCGGCGACGUAUUUGCCAGGACCCAACAAUGGAAAGUACGCGACGCUCAGCAAGCAGUGUAAGACGCUCGAGUCCAACGACUUCUACUGAGAUUCGCUUGCCUGCAGUUCCCAUGCAGGCAGUAGCAGCAACACAGCACAGCAGCAGCAGAACUUGCAGCUCCAGCAGCAGCAGCAGCAGAGCAGCCUCAUCAAUCAGAACCAAAGCCAGAGCACGCUGAAGAACAUCUUUGCGUCGGCCACCUUGCCCCGCUCGACGGGCAGCUCCAUCCGGUCGGUGCUCUCCGUUCAAACCUCCAAUGCGGCAAUUUGCCGCUCCACGGGCAACGGAUUGGACGGCGACAUGGUGGACGAUCGCGAUCCAAGGGAUGUAACCAACAACAGCUUCAAUCGUUUCGAUCCCAAGUACAUCAGCAUUGGUCCCAAGGCGGUCAGGGGUCAGAAUAACAAUCUUAAUAUUAUGUCCGUCGCCGGCAGUGCCAAUAAGUGUGCCACUUUGCGACAUGUGGGUCGCUAUGGUGGCUCGCUCAAGGGUGUGUCCGCCGUCAAUACCACGCCCUCGCCCGCCGCCGCCCCAGCUGUGCAUUCGCCGAACUUGAGGAGCGCCAAGACGCCGUCGAUAGCCACCGUUUCGAAGGAUUAUUGUCAGCAGCCGGACUGCAUUCCUCAGGAGUUCCUUCUCCAGCAGCAACAACAGCUGCAGCAGCAGCAACAGCAGCAGCAGCAACAGCAACUGCAGCAGCAGCUACAGCAGCAACAGCUGCAACUCCAACAACAGCAGCAGCAACAGCAGCAGCAGCAGAUGGUGCCCCCUGCUCCGCCGCAACCGGCGCCUCCGCCUCCACCCAAACCAAAGAUAGUCAAUACGUUUACGGAAAUUCCCGGCACCACGGGCGUGGGCAGCUCGUAUGCCAAGGAGCAGCAGCAACAGCAGCAACUGUUGGCCCUGCAGCAGCAGCAGCAACAGCAGCUGCUCGUCCUCCAGCAGCAGCGGGAGCGGGAGCUGCAGCAACAGCAGCAGCAGCAACAGCAGCAAAGAGAGUUGCAUCCACCGACCACCCACAUACUACCCCCCUCGGCUGUCUACAGCAUCGAGAGCAGUGAGGUGUUGCCCACAGCCGCACCGCGUGCGCAACAGCGCUCGCUGAAUCCCGCCUCCAUUGUGAACCAACCGCUGCCCGAGAUUCCCACCAAUCAGCAACAGUCAAAGAUCUCCGCUCAGCCGCUUUGCGCCGCCAGUUUGGGGCAGUACCGCUCGCUGCAGCGUCCUCAAACCCAGAAAUUGCAGCCGGCUGCCGUCUCCUCGCCGCAGCAACCACCAACGCUGCCGCCCAAAAACCGGCACAAAAAUAGCAACCGAGGUGUAGCCAUCGACAGCAGCAAUGCCAAUCAUAUGCAGACCUUGCCGCCGAAGUCAGCCAGCCUAAGACAACAGCAGCAGCAGCAAGAGCGCGAAAGGGAGCGAGAACGCGAGCGGGAGCGGGAACGGGAACGUCCGAGGAGGGCGGAAACCUUGGACAAUGCUCGCAGCUACAUAGACCAACAGCAACAGUAUCCCGGCCACCUGAUAACCAGCAGCAACAUGAAAAAGCAACACUCCUAUGACAGCAGCUACCAUCAGCAACAGCAGCAGCAGCAGCAACAACAGGCCUUUUAUCAGAGGCAGCACAACAACAACUUCUCAUCAAAGCAGCAGCAACAGUUAAUGCUGGAGCAACAGCAGCAGCAGCAGCAACAGCAGCAACAGCAGCAGGCGUUGUUUUACAGAUCCCUGAAACGGGGAGAACGCGUAGCUACUGGCGGCGGAGGAGUUACUGGAGUUACUGGAGGAGCAGCCAUUAGCAACCAGAGCGAUCUGUACUCGGUAACGGAGUUGUAGGAGUGCGCCUGCUGCGGCGGCGGUGUGGAUGUGGUGCGCCGAGGCGCCUCAUCCACAUCGCUGCACGCGGCGGCGGCUACCCAAACUCAGACACACACCCAAAACCAGACGCAAUCGCAGAACCAGGCGCCUGUUCCCCUGCCACCCAAGAAGCAUCGCCAGCGGGAGAGGGAGCGAAACUUGGAGCGGGAACAGCCGGCUCCCUGCAAUGCCAAUCUGUGCGAGGAGCAUGAGUACGAUGAGUUCUACCCCCAGGCGUAUGAAAUGCAUGCGGUUGUUGGAGGAACUAGCGGUCCCACGGGUGGCGGGGCAGCUACUGGCUCUGCUUCCAAGCACGGCAAGCAAGGUCAGCAAAGAGCAGCCACUUUCGAUGUGGCCGAUGCCAGGGACUACGAAUUGAAGCGUCUGGGCAACCGGAGAUCGCAGCAGCAGGCGGCUCCUAGCAAAAGAAACGGAGGAGCAGGCGCACCAGCUGUCAGCCAGGAUCACCAUCGCAGCCACGAUCGCGAGCGGUCGCGCAGCGAUCACCGCAUUGCCAGCUAUGCCUGCGAAGAGGUCAACUCCUCAGCGCUCUGCAGCGCCGGCUCCAUGAGCUCCAUGCUGCAGCCGGCCAAUGGUACUGGUCACAGGAGCAGCAGUCACCAGCACCAGCGGGAUCACCAUUCGCGGGAUCAGCAGCAGCAGCAACAGCAGCAGCAGCAACAACAGCGGGAGCGACGCGAGAAGACCUUUAAGGUAUGAUUUUUAGAGACGUCAUAAGAAUUGUCCAAUCCGCGCCAGGACACCAGAAACGGCAGCUCCAGGCGGCGGACGCGUUGAGGGGUAAAUGGAAAGCUAACGUGGCGGAUUCUACAGCGAUUACGAGAACGUGAACCCCCAGUCAUCGAGAAAAGUUGCGCAAAAGGAGCGCGGCACCAUUGUUGCACCACCAUUGGCACCCGAAGAUCCCAGCCUGUUUUUAUGUUUAGCCUAAGUCGCGUCCUUACUCUAUGUCUAUCUCUUUCCAUGUCCACCAGCGUCCUCUCCCUUUCACUUGCGUGCGAAAACGACUCACUCACACACACAUGUAUAUAUAUAAAUAUAUAAAUAUAUAUAUAUAUAUACACCCAGAUUGUAUUGUAAAAAACCGACCUCUUCUGAUUGAUUCAAGUUGUGAAAGCUGCUUGAAAGAGGCUGCUGCAGUGUCAAAGGCAGCGGUCGAAACAAAAGCGCAUUAUAGUCACUUCACUUAUUAUUUGUGAAUUUUAAAUUGUUUUAUAGUGCAACAUUUGGACAAGCAAUAUUUACACGCCCAUUGCCAAUGAUAAUUGCUUAGAAUUCAGAGCCUUGCAGCUCUUUAGCUCUGUGACGCUAUUGCCUUGACCGCUGCUGUGCUUACAGCCAUGUACAUCCAACCUACAAAAGUUCUCUGCCCUGUGUUGUUGCCUAUUGUUAUAUAAAUAGUAGAAAACUACGAUUAACCGUAACGAAUACUUUUUUGUGACCACUAUUCAUACGUGUAUAUUUUAAAAGCCUAAGUUAAGUGGAAUUUAGUUUUAAGCGCAAAACUAUUUAUUUACGACAGUUUGUAAGCCUCGACCCCAAAAAAAUGCCCAAAACGGUGGCAAAGCGAAGACACAGUCGGCGACAGAUAACUAGGUGCUCCCGAAACGAGUUUUAAAACGAGUUUUCAUUCGAAUAUACCCGAGAGUCUAAGUCCGUCUCUGUCUCGCUUUUUCGCUGUUUGAGGAACUUUUAGUUUUUAAAUGGAGUGUGUGUUAUUUUUAAUUUAUUAUAACCUU